Messenger RNA from Nematocida major, 2331 nucleotides. RefSeq lists its product as uncharacterized. The record is from RefSeq and is a predicted model, not a curated record. Gene Ontology annotation, molecular function: protein binding. The coding region runs from base 1 to 2331 and encodes 776 amino acids. The transcript has a single exon. NCBI's taxonomy places the organism in Eukaryota, Fungi, Microsporidia.
AUGCUAGCGCAGGGAGCUGAUUUUGUGGCGCAUGCGAAAGGAAAAAAAGUGCAGGUAUACGCGCUGUCUAGUGGAAUGGCGGCAGUUUGCACUAUAAAAGGAAGCUCUGAAAUAAGCGCAAUUUCCUGUGAUGCGAGCGACGCUUUUCUGCUGGUUGGCACCGCCAGUGGGGCGCUUUAUUACUGCAACAUGAGCGAAAAAAAGGAGGUCUUGCUGCUUGAAGACGCGGAAGAGAUACACAAAAUGAGCCUAAAAAUCACCUCUAUAUACAUGCUGAACGGCAUAGUCUAUGUGACGUCCGAGAAUGGGGCUGUGCAGAUACUAUCAAUAGAAAUUGCGCAGGAAAAGCAGCACACCAGCAUGCAAAGCAGCCUUACUGUAGAGGCCGAGGAGAAAGAAGGGUGGAUGGAGGAGAUUGAGUCGAUAUGCGAAACCGAGUCGCUGAGCAUGAACAUUAGCAAGGCCGUGGGCUCAGCGCACGUGUUCAAGCCCCUCCGGGAGAUAAAGCACAACACGCCAAUCAGCAGCACUGUUGUGUGCGGAGUGAACAUAUACAUACUUGACAUGCGAGGGCGGGUGAUUGUGUUUCCGUCCAAAGUGGUUUACGACAACAUAUCGGAGAUACACUUUCGAAAGUACUUGUUCUGUGUGGACGGCAACACGGUGUUUGCAGAAGUGGGGCAGGUCUUCACGUCGGUUUACUUUGCAGAGGGCCCAAUCAAGGGCAUAUUCAGCACGCAGGAGGGCGGGUACUUUUUUGUGCUCACAGACAAGGCGGUUGAGGUUAUGAAGAUAGAGGAAAAGGGAGGGAAACGGGUGCACCGGCACGAGCUGACAAAAGACGUGAGCGAAAUAGUGGUGGACUCGCAGCGGUCCUUGAUAUACGCCAUGGUGGGCAGCAAGCCUGCCCGGAUGGACAUCGGGUAUGUGUGGAUAGAUAAGAAGAUGGAGGAUCUGAAGAUAGAGGGAAGCACCAUAAAGGAGGUGCGCCGGGAGGAGUCUGAGACAGAAGAGGGAGACGAGUACUUUGACAUUCCUGCUGUAAAGGCGGUUAAAGACAUGGCUCUUCCGUCCAUAAAGUACUCGAGUGCGAGCACAAAGCCGUCUAUGUACACCGGGGCGUUUGAAGACCAUGCAGACGACGGCUGCGAAAAGGCAGACUCAGAGAUAGAAGAGCUGUUUGCCUCUGAGGACGGCUUUGCAGAGAGGAAGACGGCUGUGGAAAUGCAGAUGGAGAAGGCGUCUGCGCCACUAGCCAGCAGAAGGCCCUGCGUGAAGAAUAAGGUGUGCGGGCCUGUGGAGGUGUGUAACGGGCAGGAGAAGCUGCUUUAUUGGUCUGCGGAGUGCAGCAUUAAUCUAACGAACAAGACGGACUACAGGCAGCUCGAGGUGAAGGUUCGUGCACAGAGCGUGGAGAUGUCUAUUAUAAAGGAGGCUGGAGAGGUGCACUUGGCUGCCGGCUCAAAAAGCCUUUUAGUGGUUUGCGUAGACUCCCUCAUAAAGGUUUACCACAGCAAAAUCGGUGUGUUUUCAGAAAACUCGCUUGUAAAGACAGUUUCUCUCUCCCGCAAGGUGGAGCGGCUUCUUUGUGGACAGGAAUACUUCUGCGUCCUGGCCGAGGACCGGCUGGCAAUGAGCUUUUCUGUGUACUCCGCGGGCAUUCAGGAAAUAUACAGCACUUUUGGCACCUUCCGAGGGGUGGCCGCGUGUGGCGAGUAUAUAGGGAUGAUUGUAGAGCAAGGCGAGGGCGUGUCGGUGAGGGUGCUUAAGCACAGCGAAGGCCGAGUCAAGAGCGUGAGCUGUGGGUAUUUUGGAAGGCAGGCGAUAGACUUCUGCAGCAUAUCGGCAGAAGGCAUACUUGUUUUUGAAGCUGCAGGAGAGCUGUAUCUUCUGGGCGCCGACAGAAUUGUCACGCUGAGCGGGUCGGUGCCAGGAGUGCCCAUUUCUGUUGUGGGCGGGAACAUUGCAUAUUUGCUGCAGGGAGAAAACGGGAGCGUGCAGAUACACCCAGAGAGCGUCCACUACAUCGAGCUGAAUAGGGAGUGCUCCCUCGGCUUGAAAACUGGCGUGUAUCAGGAGGUGGUGAAAGAAAUAGCCGAUGCAUGCACAGCUGGCCCAGGCCCUGCGGGACAAAGCAGCGGUGGCACGUGCCCACGGGAUACAGGCGCUUCUGAAGACGAGAAUUUCAUGUAUCUCAACAGGAAACACAAAAAGCCUGAGAGCGCCCGAGAAAGCAGCGCACAUGUGCCAGAAACAGGCAGUUUGGGAGCAUCGCCAAUGCACACGCCUACAAAAAAGGUAAAGCACACAAAUCCAUUUGCCAGGACAUAG